Miscanthus lutarioriparius is the source of this 843-nucleotide messenger RNA. The record is from the annotation of a GenBank genome assembly. Lineage: Eukaryota; Viridiplantae; Streptophyta; Magnoliopsida; Poales; Poaceae.
AUGGAAGGGAGCGGAGGAGGCGGAGGCGGAGGCGGAGGCGGCGCCGGCGUCGGAGGGUGCCUGGGUCUGGGCCACGGCGGGGAGGCGCACAUCAAGGGCACGCACACGCACGGCGGCCGCUACGUGCAGUACAACGUGUACGGCAACCUCUUCGAGGUCUCCGCCAAGUACGUCCCGCCCAUCCGCCCCGUCGGCCGCGGCGCCUUCGGCAUCAUCUGUGCUGCUGUCAAUGCGCAGACUCGUGAGGAGGUGGCCAUCAAGAAGAUCGGCAACGCGUUCGACAAUCAGACCGACGCAAAGCGCACUCUCCGAGAAAUUAAGUUGCUUAGGCACAUGAAGCAUGAAAAUGUUAUUUCAAUAAAGGACAUCAUACGCCCACCUAGGAGGGAGAACUUCAACGAUGUUUAUAUCGUUUACGAGUUGAUGGACACUGAUCUUCAUCACCUUCUACGAUCAAACCAGCCACUAACUGAUGAUCAUUGUCAGCUGGUAGGGUCACCUGAUGACACGAGCCUUGGGUUCCUCCGAAGCGAUCACGCCCGCAGAUACGUGAGGUCCCUUCCUCAACACCCCAAGCAACAAUUUCGUGUGCGGUUCCCCACUAUGUCUAGCGGUGCCAUGGAUUUGCUUGAGAGGAUGCUCGUGUUUGAUCCGAGCAAGAGGAUUACUGUUGAUGAGGCUCUAUGCCACCCAUACCUGGCAUCCCUUCAUGAGACAAACGACGAACCCGUCUGCCCAGCGCCUUUCAGCUUCGACUUCGAGCAGCCAUCGCUCACCGAAGAAGAUAUCAAGGAGCUCGUCUGGAGGGAGUCUCUCAAGUUCAACCCUGACCCAAUCCACUAA